GUCUAAUUAACAAUGAAAUCGACAAAUAAAUCAACCGAUUCAACCAAAGUUGGACUCUAUUUGGCUAAAUUGGUUACCGAGAUUAUCUAUCAUAUUGAACAGUUGAUACUUUGGAUUGGAAUUAUUUUCUCUGGUUUUUAUAAUGGAAUCAAUGUGAGACGAAGUGAUCCCAAUGUACGAUUAGAUGGAAAAGUGGCCAUUGUUACUGGAGCUAAUCGAGGAAUCGGUAGAGAAGCGGCUAAGAAAUUGGCCGCUCGUGGGGCUACCGUUAUAGUCGCUGCUCGAGAUGAGACCAUGAGCCUUGAUGUUGUUGAAAAAAUUCGCGAGGAAACUGGAAAUGAUAAUGUUCACUUUCUACUUCUCGAUUUGGCUUCUUUUGCAUCGAUUCAUGAUUUCGUCGAAACUUUUGGUCAAAUGUUUCCUCGAUUGGACAUUCUCAUCAAUAAUGCUGGACUAGUGAGUCCAGCGGAUAAAAGGAUCACCGAGGAUGGAAACGAAUUGUGUUUCCAGGUUAAUCAUUUGGGACCCUUCUUGUUGACUAAUCUUCUCAUUCCGAUUCUUAAAAAAUCAGCACCAUCGCGAGUUGUUGUCGUUGCUUCUGACCUUUCAUUUAUGACCACUCGAGUUGAUUUUGACAAUUUAAACUCUCAAAAAGUUUACUCUGGAUUCACUAAUUACGCUCUAACCAAAUGGGCUAAUGUUGCUUUCGCUCAAACUUUAGCCAACAAAUUGGAGGGAUCAGUCACAGUUAAUUCACUUCAUCCUGGGUCAAUUAAAACGGACAUUGUUCGUGAUCAUCAUCCCUUUUAUAUGAAAUUUAUGGCCUGGAUAACUGCAAGAACUUUCAUCUCGAUAACUGUUGACCAAGGGUCAGAAACAAUGUUAUAUGUUGCCACAGAUCCUAAAUUAGAUCAAGUUAACGGUAAAUUUUUCACUAAUUGUAAACUAUUUAAACCACCAAAGCUUUGUAAUGAUCGACAAAUUGUUCAAAAAAUGUGGCAAACUUCAACUCUUUUAACUGGACUUAGAGUUUAAUUUAUGUAAUAACAAUCAAAUCACAUAAAUUGCAAAUGUAUUAAGUCACAAUUAGAAUAAUUUUGUUAACAUUUGCUCAAUUUAAUUCCUGUUUUCAUAUCAACAAUUUAUUACUUUCUCUUUUUUUUUGUUAAAAUUAUGUUUCUCUCUAAAUUUUUCCCAUUGUAUAUUAAUAAUUAAAAUGUUCCUCUUUUAAAUUAAACAAUUAACAACAAAAUGAUAAAAGGAAACGAUGAAAAU
This is a messenger RNA of Panonychus citri (citrus red mite), 1275 nucleotides long. Its product is annotated as retinol dehydrogenase 11-like. The record is from RefSeq and is a predicted model, not a curated record. NCBI's taxonomy places the organism in Eukaryota, Metazoa, Arthropoda, Arachnida, Trombidiformes, Tetranychidae.